AUGGAACAGUGUAAAGAACACCACACGUUACAGAUGGAACAGUGUAAAGAACACCACACGAGACAGAUGGAACAGUGUAAAAAACGCCACACGAGACAGGUGAAACAGUGUAAAGAACAUCACGAGAGACUGGUUGAACAGUGUAAAGAACACAACAGUAGACAGAUGGAACAGUGUAAAAAACACCACACUAGACAGAUCGAACAGUGUAAAGAACAUCACACGAGACAGGUGGAACAGUGUAAAGAACACUACACUAGACAGAUGGAACAGUGUAAAGAACACUACACUAGACAGAUGGAACAGUGUAAAAAACGCCACACGAGACAGGUGAAACAGUGUAAAGAACAUCACGAGAGACUGGUUGAACAGUGUAAAGAACACAACAGUAGACAGAUGGAACAGUGUAAAAAGCACCACACUAGACAGAUCGAACAGUGUAAAGAACACCACACGAGACAGAUGGAACAGUGUAAAGAACAUCACAUGAGACAGAUGGAACAGUGUAAAGAACACUACAAGAGAUAG
Ylistrum balloti is the source of this 528-nucleotide messenger RNA. RefSeq names its product G-box-binding factor-like. The transcript has a single exon. Lineage: Eukaryota; Metazoa; Mollusca; Bivalvia; Pectinida; Pectinidae. The coding region runs from base 1 to 528 and encodes 175 amino acids. The record is from RefSeq and is a predicted model, not a curated record.